AUGGUUUCUAGCGAGCCGGCCGCGGCUGGCGUGGAUGAGGCUGGCACUCGCUGCGCUGAUGCGGCUAAGGAUCUGCUGGCUUGUGCCACGGUGACGUCACCAUCAAUCCACGAGCCGCACUGUCAAAGCGCGCUGACAGCGGCAGCUGAGACGCUGUCAUCAGCCGCGCAGCACCUAGCAUCCGCCUGGAAGCCGCUGGUGGAAGACCCUUCGAGGAAGCAGAUCGGAGACGAUCUCAAGGACAAGACCCUUGACUUGGCUAAAGCAUUAGAUAGACUGAAGAAUGCCUUCGCUAACUUGAACGGAGCUGCCAGCGAUGACUCCGAUGAUGACCCGAUAAGGAAGGGCCAGCGGCUGCAGUUCAUCACCACUGUUGCUGAUGCUAAGAACCGGCUGGCCGAGGCUGAGGAUGAACUCAAGAAGGCUCUAUCCGAAGCCCCAUUGGACAAGGCUUCAGCGAGCGAGCUGCAAAGGAAACUGGCGCAAAGGGUGGCCCAACUGAACGCCGCGUUGGCCGCCCUUGUGGCCGCUACUUCAGAUCGAGAAAAACCAGACUACACAACGGCUGAUCUGGCUGUCACUACGAUCACUGAACUAAUGCCCGACAUUGUAAAAGAUGGCAAAGCUCUAAGCGCGACGAUGGACGAGAAGAGUCGCGAGGACAUGAUGCGCGAGCUGAAGGCACUUUGUGACGCCAGCCGCGCCGUCUGCGAGGCCAGCGAGCAUGGAGGCACGGAGGCCCUCAACAACUCGGCCUCCAAGUUCGCGAAGACAUCAGGCAAGCUCUUCUACGUGUUCAAUCCUCGAGCAAACCAGAAUAAGGACAAUGAGAUCAUGGGCGCGUCGUCAGCAGCGUUUGUGCAGGCGUCGGCCAUGUUGGCUAAAGUGCAACAGCUGGCGUCCGACGUCGGCGGCGAAUCAGGCGCCGAGCUGGACCGCGCGGGAACUAAGGUCGCUGACGCCGCCAACACUCUGCUUACCUCUGCUCAGCUGACCGCACCAUGCAUAGAAGACCCUCGCUGCCAGGCCGGCCUGCUGUCUUCAGCCAACAGCCUCUCAUCAGCCGCCCAGCAGCUGGCCUCCACCUGGACACCACUGCUGCAGGACCCGCAUCAUCACGACCUGAGGAAGAAGCUGGAAGGAGACCGCCAACAGCUGGAGAAAGAGUUAGAGCGGUUGAGGAACGCUUGCCAAGUGGUUUCAAGUGGGAACCGCCAACAGCUGGAGAAAAAGUUAGAGCGGUUGAGGAACGCUUGCCAAGUGGUUUCAAGUGGAGACGGUCCCUCGGGCCGCAAGUCUGCAAGUCCGGACAAGCAGCGCCUGCAGUUCAUUACUACCGCGGCUGCCGCCAAGAAACAGGUCGAGGCUGCUGAGAAAGAACUCAACAAGCCGGCAAUAGCGCCGAAGGGCCCGACGGCGACCGCGGAUUUGAAGCACAGGCUGUAUGACAGCGCCGCGCGUCUCAACGCAGCCGUCGCCGCGCUCGUGGCCGCCGCCGCCGACCGUGAAAAUCCUGACUACGUAGCGGCAGACAACGCCAUGAACACAAUAAACCAACUCCUGCCGCAGAUAGUAAAAGAUACAAAAUCAGCAACUUCGGGCGAAGACGAAAAGACUCGAGAGGAAACAUUGCGCGAACUUAGGGCACUGUGUGACGCCGCGAGAGGCGUUUGCGAGAGCGCGGGCGCCACCUCCAAUGAGGAUCUGAACAGAUCAGCGGCGAAACUAGCCUGCGCGACCGGCAAACUGGUGUACGUGUUCAAUCCCCGUGCCAGCCAGGACAAGGAACACGAGAUUCUGGAUGUGUCAUCAUCCGCGUGUGAGAAAGCCUCGCAGCUGCUGAACGAUGUGUACCAACUAGCCGCAGAAGCGGAUGGUGAAGCUGGCUCACAGCUCGAUGGCGCCGGCUCUAAGCUGGCCGACGCUGCCAAUGCCUUGCUCACCACGGCGCAGCUCACAGCUCCGUGCAUGCAAGACCCUCGCUGCCAGGCAUCUCUAGUCGCAUCAGCUAAUGCGGUAUCCGCCGCCAACCAACACCUGGCUUCCACCUGGCUACCAGUCGUCCAGGAUCAGAAGUACCAGGCCCUUGGUGAAAAGAUACAGAAGGGACGGACUAACUUGGAUGAAGAGCUGGAAAGGCUGAAGAAGGCUUGUCGUGUCGGUGACAACGGAAAUGAAGUUCAAGUGAAAGGCGUCACCCGACCAGCGUUGACGAAGGACCCGAAACACUUGAAGUUUGUCAGCACGGCAGCCGAGGCAGAGAGCGUUCUCCAAAAGGCCGAGAAGGAAUUAGAUAAGCCAAUAGUGGCAGCUAAAGGCGGCCAAAUGCCAGCUGACCUACAAAACAGGUUGGCUCAAAGUCUCGCCCAGCUCAAUGCUGCCAUCGCUGCACUUCUAACUGCUACGGCAGAUCGUGAGAAACCAGACUACGAAACUGCGGAACAGUCCAUUCAGGCUAUCAACCAGCUGAUGCCACAAGUUGUGAAAGAUACUAAGGCACUUACUGCUAGCAAAGAUGAGAAGGAACGUCAGGCGUUGUUGGAUGAAUUGAGGAGUAUGUGCGAGGCGACUCGCGGUAUAUGCUCUAGCGCGAGAGACGGCAACCACGAGGAUCUGAACAGUUCAGCGGCGAAGCUAGCUAACGCGAGCGGCAAACUGGUGUUCCAGUUCAAUCCGCGCGCCAGCCAGGAUAAGGAACGUGAGAUCAUAAACGUGUCAUCAUCAGCGUGUGGAAAAGCCUCGCAGCUGCUGAACGAUGUGUACCAACUGGCCGCGGAAGCGGAUGGCGAGACCGGUGAUCAGCUUGACGGCGCCGGCUCCAAGCUGGCUGACGCUGCCAAUGCUUUGCUCACCACGGCGCAGCUCACAGCUCCAUGCAUGGAAGUCCCUCGCUGCCAGGCGUCUCUGGUCGCCGCAGCCAACGCGGUAUCCGCCGCCAACCAACACCUGGCCUCCACCUGGCUACCAGUUAUCCAAGAUCAGAAGUACCAGGCCCUUGGCGAGAAGAUACAGAAGGGAAGGAGCGAAUUAGAGGAUGAACUGGAGAGAUUGAAGAGGGCGUGUCGUGUCGGUGACAGCGGAAAUGAAGUGCAAGUGAAGAACGUCGGCCGCCCAGCACCGCCGCAAGGCCCGAAGCACUUGAAGUUUGUCAGCGCGGCGGAGAAGGCUGAAAGCGCUCUCCAGAAGGCUGAAAUGGAACUGGAUAAGCCAAUCGUGCCAACUAGAGGUGGCCAAAUACCAGCUGACCUGCAGAGCAAGUUGGCUCAAAGUCUCGCGCAGCUCAAUGCUGCCAUCGCUGCACUUUUAACUGCUACUGCAGAUCGUGAGAAACCAGACUACGAAACUGCGGAACAGUCCAUUCAAGCUAUCAACCAGCUGAUGCCACAAGUUGUAAAAGAUACUAAGGCACUAAGUGCUAGCAAAGAUGAGAAGGAACGUCAGGCGUUGUUGGAUGAAUUGAGGAGUAUGUGCGAGGCGACUCGCGGUAUAUGCUCUAGCGCGAGAGACGGCAACCACGAGGAUCUGAACAGUUCAGCGGCGAAGCUAGCUAACGCGAGCGGUAAACUGGUGUUCCAGUUCAAUCCGCGCGCCAGCCAGGAUAAGGAACGUGAGAUCAUAAACGUGUCAUCGUCAGCAUGUGGGAAAGCCUCGCAGCUGCUGAACGAUGUGUACCAACUAGCCGCGGCGGCGGACGGCGAGACCGGCGCUCAGCUUGACGGCGCCGGCUCCAAGCUGGCCGACGCUGCUAAUGCCUUGCUUACCACGGCGCAGCUCACAGCUCCAUGCAUGGAAGACCCUCGCUGCCAGGCGUCUCUGGUCGCCUCAGCCAACGCGGUAUCCGCCGCCAACCAGCACCUGGCCUCCACCUGGCUACCAGUAGUCCAGGACCAGAAGUACCAGGCCUUAGGCGAAAAGAUACAGAAGGGAAGGAGUGAAUUAGAAGACGAGCUGGAGAGAUUGAAGAGGGCGUGUCGUGUCGGCGACAGUGGAAAUGAAGUGCAAGUGAAGAACGUCGGCCGCCCAGCGCCGACGCAAGGCCCGAAGCACUUGAAGUUUGUCAGCGCGGCGGAGAAGGCUGAAAGCGCCCUCCAGAAAGCUGAGAUGGAACUGGAUAAGCCAAUCGUGCCAACUAGAGGUGGCCAAAUACCAGCUGACCUGCAGAGCAAGUUAGCUCAAAGUCUCGCACAGCUCAAUGCUGCCAUCGCUGCACUUUUAGCUGCUACGGCUGAUCGUGAGAAACCUGACUACGAAACAGCAGAACAGUCUAUUCAAGCUAUCAACCAGCUGAUGCCACAAGUUGUCAAAGAUACCAAAGCACUUAGUGCUGGCAAAGACGACAAGGACCGUCAGGCGAUGUUGGACGAAUUGAGGAAUAUGUGCGAGGCGACUCGUGGUAUAUGUUCUAGCGCGAGAGAUGGCAAUCACGAGAACAUGAAUUACAACGCGGUGAGAUUCGGAAACAAUUCCGGGAAGCUGUUCUACGUCAUCAGUCCCCAAACCAAUCAGGAUAAAGAGCACCAGAUAAUCGACCUGUCAUCUCAAGCGUGCGAGAAGGCCACCAUGCUUCUGACCGAAGUGUACCAGUUAGCAGCUGAAGUAGGUGGAGCUACCGGCGCGGAGCUAGACAGCUGCGGAUCUAACACCGCUGACGCUGCCAAGACUCUACUUGCUACUGCCCAGUUAACCGCGCCAAGUAUCCACGAGCCGCGCUGCCAAGCCGCCAUGCUGUCGGCAGCGGACGCGCUAUCAUCGUCCGCCCAGCGCUUGGCCCACGCGUGGGCGGCGCCCGCCCAGCUGCCCGCCCAGAAAGAGAGAGCCGCCCAGCUGGAGAUCGAGAGGAGGGAAUUGGAAGACGCUGUGGAGAAGAUCAGGGCUGCUGUGCGCGAUGAUGCUGCUGCGGUAAAGUCCCCUACUCGGCGGGCGCCGCCUCCGCCCCCCAAGCGCGCGUCGACCGGCGAGCCCCGGCGCUCCAUGGCCUCUGCAACCCGGGACUUCAACCAGGAGUUCCUGCACCAGCUGCGCUGCGAGGAGAGCCAGAACGCCGGCAACGUAGUAGACGACGACGUGGCCAUCGCUAACAAGCGUAAGACGGACGACGAGAAGGCUUUGCUCCAGCAGUUUGGCAGGAGCGUGGAUGCUGCAGCCCUGAAGAUCAAGAAGGCUGAGGAAGAUGUUAAUAAGAUAUACAGCGCCAAGGACGACGUGGUGCCCGCGCUGUCUGUGGACCAGACGCUGGUGGUGCAGAAGCAGAUGGAGCAGAAGCUGUCUCAAGCCGCCGUCGCGGCUGCCAACCUCGUAGCCAGCAACCAUCCCGACUCGAUAGACUUGGUUGUGGCGUCAAAGUCUACUGCGACGUUGUCAGAAUUGAUGCCGCACAUUGUGCAAGAUGCUAAACUGUUGCGAGGUUCUUUGAAUGACGAAGAAAGGAAACGCUUCGUGUCCGACAUCGUGGCUCUGUUCGAAGCCACCAAGAACAUGCUAGAAGCUGCCAAAGAGGAUAGAAAGAAACUGGACAAGUCCGCCGUGGAGUUCGGCAACAAGUCGGCCAAGUUGCUGUAUGUCGUCAGCACCGAUGUAGACCCAGGACAAGAGAAAGAGGUGUUGGAGCGAGUGCGCAACAUCAACGAGAACGCGUCCCGGCUGGCCGUGCUGGGCGCCGAGUCUGCGAGCCAUCUGCCCGCGCCGCAGCUGCAGGCGCUGUGCCGUGCGGGCGCCCGCGCAGCCGGGGCCGCCACCACCCUCGCCUACACCGCCAAGCUGGUGGCGCCCUCAAUCCAAAACGCCGAGUGCAACGAAGCCCUAACCAACGCCUCCAACGAACUCUCAACCCACCUCCAAACCUAUUCCUCAACCUGGGCGCCCCUGGAAGCCUCCCCUCAAUCCUCGUCCAUCACCGAGUUGAGGACCGAAGCAGCGAGCUUGGAGAAGCUCCUGGAGGAAUUGAGGAGGGACCUGGGAACUGGGAAGCUGGUUAAGAGGAGAACUGUGGAGAGGGUGGUGGUUGAAGAUACUCCAUUAAGGAGGCUAGCCUGUGUGGUGCAGGAGGAGGCUAAGAAAAGAGCCGAAUCAACGAAUACUUCGCCUGAGCUGCGAGCCAAGUACGCCAAGUAUGCGAAUGAACUGGGCCAAGCUGUCAAGCAGCUGGACUUGGCCUACCACAGGUGUCGCCAGGCGCCACAGGAUCUAGAGAAACGCCAAGAGCUGGAGUAUGCAGUGCAGAACCUUCAGAUCACUCUGCUGCAGACCAGGCCGUCGCUAGAUGGAACACCACAAAGCAACAUCGUUGAUUUGACGGAAUAUGUCAAAGAGGUGUCAAAUGAUGCUGACAAAUUGUUUAAAGAAUGCGAAAAAGGACCACCGGAAUUGACAAACAUACUGGGCACCAUCCAAGAGCGCUGCUCGCAGAUAGUGUCGCGAGCUGCCCGACUAACCACCGCCGAUAGCUUCGACCAGGGUGAGGAGGCGGGCUGGAUGGACAUCGAACAGUUCGCCGAGGAAUGUGACCAGCAUUUGAACGGGAUAAACUACAUGCUAGAGAAUCUGAACGACGGCAAACUCAAGAUCGACCUGCAGGAGAAGGCCACGCGGCUUUCCGAAGAUUGUAAUAUGUUGAGGUUCGCGACAAAGUGCGCGCUAGCCUCCAGUCAAGGCGUAUCGCUAGACGCGACGCUCGACGACCUGACCGACUUGGAGGGAAAGAUCGACGAGAUGCUGGCGGAAGGAGACAACUCACACGUUAUGCCGUCAUGGUCGAGUGAUUACGGUCGCGGACGGCUGGUAGCGGCGACGGCACGCGCGGGCGCCGGCAUCGCUCACGACUUGCCGCCGGCUUUCACGAGUUAUAUGGAUGACGUGCGCACGCGCACUGAUCUUAGCAACGAGCCUGAGAGGAACCAGAGCAAGGAGCACCUUCGCAAGGUGCUAGGUUUGCUGAAGGCGCUGACGAUGACCACCAGCCGCCACGUGGCUACCUGGCAGCCGCUCGGGCAGCCCGAGGCCGCUGACGUCACCGGCCAGAUACUGCAGGAGUUGGACAGCCACCACAGCCGUGUGAGCGCGACCAAAGGAAAGCCGCCUCGCUCGGCGCUCGCAGACCUCGACAUGAACCAGCUUCUGUACCCGCCCACCAUCAAGGUCGAAGGGGACCAGAAGCAAAUAUCGGACAAGCUGCAGCAAGCGGCGUCCAAGCUGUCCACCGCUACAAGCACCAUAAUGCAGAGCGCACACAAGCCGGAGUCGCUGUCUCGAAGUGCGCACGCCGCCGCCGCCGCCGCCGCCGGACUUGCGGCACAUGCCAGGGCUCUAAGGACUAACGAUGUGUCCCAAACCCAGAAGAUCGACGAGGCCACGAAGGAAAUGUCACUACAGACCUACAACGUGCUCAAGACAGCCGAUAUGCUGAGCCAGGAACCAAACAACAUUGCAAGGAGAAGGAAACUACUGGACGCGUGCAGACAAUUGAAUGACGCUAUCAAUCAGUUGGUCCGAACAACGACUCAAUCCAGCAGACUGCAUCGGGAGUGCGGCGCGCUAACAAGAGGCUUGCAGUUGCAACAAGCAUUGCUUGCCGCGCCGCUUCCAGCCGCUGCGCUGCGCUACGGAGACGCGAUGGCCGCGCUGCAGAACCAGCGUGACGUCAUCCGUGAGUGCCAUGUCAUAUUGUUGAAUGACGUCAAACAGACUGCGUCGCGAGUGCGGCGCGUUAACAAGAGGCUUGCAGGCUGCAAGUUGCAGCUGCUAAAACCUGGUCCGAGCCUGCAGCUGCUACAAGCCUUGCUUGCCGCGCCGCUUCCAACCGCUGCGCUGCGCUACGGAGACGCGAUGGCCGCGCUGCAGAACCAGCGUGACGUCAUCCAGAAGCUGAGCAACGACGAGGCGAUGUCGCGCGAGGAGUUCGCUCGUACUCUGAGCUACGUGAGCUCGGCCGUCUGCAACUCCACCGAGUACGCAGCGCAGUGCGCUUACUUGCUGGCCAUCGCGGACCAAAACAAGGACGUCGCCACGGAUGGGUUCAUAGAUGCCUCCAGGAUCCGUAGCCUGUCCGAGGCCGUCCAGGACACCUGCCAUCGCAUGAUCCGCACGGAUGUCGAACAGGCCAAAGCAGAAGAAUUGGUCCUCAGCAAGCAAACUCAAGACUUGCAGCAAGCUGUAUCCGAGGCCAAGGACCGAAGCAGGGAGGGCCCGCUAAAGGACCGCCUGGCCCACGCCGGGGCUUCCAUCGACUCUGCUGCUAUGGCGUUACAUGCGGCGGUCAAUCAGAAGACUCCUGAAAGGCCCUGCACAAGACCCACCGGGGCUUCCAUUGAUUCUGCUGCCAAAGCGUUACAUGCGGUGGUCAAUGAGAAGACGCCUGACAGGGCCAAACUGACCUCGUACACCAUACGACUGCUGGAUUGCGUGAAGGCGGUGGACGGCGCGGUGGAAAGCGCCUCGUUGGCGCCCGAGGUCAAAAACAUCUCGGCUGACGCUAAGGCACGCAGCGACGAUGUGCUGAAGAAUACCAGGACCCUGAAUAACAACAUGGUGUCGCUGGUCCGCGAAGUGAGGGCCGGCGAGGACGAUGACCCCAUGACGUGGGUGACAUUCGGCACCAGCAGGAAAGCCGUCCUGGACGCGUUUGAGGCUCUCUUCAACAGCGUCAAAGAAAAUGGCAAACGCGCUGGAGUCUUGGAAUCGUCGCAAUCCGAUGACGAGGAGGCGGACCAACCAAAAAAGAGUUAUGUGCAAAUACAAUUGGACCUAGCGAACAAGUGGCUGGCGAGACCAACUGUGAAGCCAGACGUCAAGACUGCGGGCGAGGAGGCUUCCAAAAACAUCAUCAAGAUUGGUGAACAGUUGGCGGAAGACCUCAAGGAUAACGAGAAGGAAGAAAUGUUACAGCUCACUCAAGACAGUAAGGCGCUGUUGGUUGACUGCGCGAAGAAAUACGACAAUCAAAAGGCGCGUGCGUUGAUGGAGCGCCUCAAGGAAUUGAAGAAGAGCAUCGAGCGCGGCGUGGUCACGAGAAUUGUCGAAGACUUCCUGGAAGGACACGAGCCUCUCGCGGAUUUGGACAUCCUCGCCGAAAUCGAAAAAGGUAAAUCCUUGACUCAAUAG
Molecule: messenger RNA, 9096 nt
Organism: Ostrinia nubilalis (European corn borer)
Lineage: Eukaryota; Metazoa; Arthropoda; Insecta; Lepidoptera; Crambidae
Product: talin-1-like
Exons: 71
Coding region: 1-9096 (3031 amino acids)
Biological process (GO): cell-cell adhesion
Cellular component (GO): focal adhesion; plasma membrane; ruffle
Molecular function (GO): integrin binding; structural constituent of cytoskeleton; actin filament binding
Source: RefSeq, a predicted model, not a curated record